Molecule: messenger RNA, 3333 nt
Organism: Sordaria macrospora k-hell
Lineage: Eukaryota; Fungi; Ascomycota; Sordariomycetes; Sordariales; Sordariaceae
Biological process (GO): Golgi to plasma membrane transport; exocytosis
Cellular component (GO): exocyst
Source: RefSeq, a predicted model, not a curated record
AUGGCCGACCGAUACGGCCAGCAGUCGCAAUCAUAUCGGGGAAACGGCAGUUACGGUAACCUCGGCCGUCGUAACGAUGACUACGAUCCCUACGGUGACGGAUAUGCCAGCGACCGUUAUGGCACCAGCCCCAACCAGGCUUCAAGGCCUCCCACUGCCUCUCGAAAUGCGCCGCCGCCCCGGUCUGCCCAGCGUGGCCGUACGGCUGCCGGAGAUAUGCAGAUGCAGUCCAACGCCGAGCGCCAGAUUGGAAACGUUCUGGAUCUGAUCAAGAGAGAAUGGCCCGCCAUGGUCGAGACAGACUGCAUCCCCGUCCAGCUGGCCCUACAGCUUCUCGAUACCAGCUCCGUCGGCCGCGCCCACGAAUACCGCAACUUCCAACAGACACACCAGUUCCUACAAGAUUCCCUCAAAAACAUUGUCCAUGACCACCAUCAGGGAUUCAACAGUUCGAUCGGCACAUUCCACAAGAUCCAAGGGAGCAUACAGGCCUCCCAGAAGAAGGUGCGCGCCCUCAAGGAGUCUCUGGCAGCCUCCAAGACGGCGCUAUGCACCACCAACCCAGAACUCAAACAACUACAUGCCACGUCACGCAUGUACGAUGGCGUCCUACAAACAUUGAACGAGCUGGAUGACUUGCGGACAGUUCCCGACCAGUUGGAGGCCAGGAUAUCCGAGAAGCGUUUCCUGACCGCUGUCGAGGUUCUGCAGAAUGCGCUACGGAAGUUGAGGAAGCCGGAGCUGGAUAAUAUUGGUGCUCUGAGUGACCUGCGAAGCUACCUCACAAACCAGGAGACCGCGCUUAUGGACAUCCUGGUGGAAGAACUACACGAACAUCUCUAUCUCAAGUCGCCAUACUGUCAAGAGAGAUGGCAGAACCUGGCAAAGGUCCAGGGGACUUCUCACGAGGCCUAUGGAGAUGCCCCAGGCGUGGCACCCUUCCACGGAAUUUUGGACUCCGUUGACUGGGAAAGGUCCGUGGCUGAGGAUCCGCAAAAGAAUCCCGAGGCCGACACGUUUUACUACGUGACCCUCCUCGUUGAGGCUCUGAACAAACUGGGAAGGCUAGAAACAGCGGUCGAUAUGCUCAAGCAGAGGUUGCCCGUGGAGCUUUUCGCAGUUGUGAACGAAACCAUCAACGAUGUAGACCAGAAACACCCAAGCUCACUACGCGGAGGCGCGGCUGGGUCUCACGGCCUUAAUAUCUACGGCCACCGCGAAACCCGCAUGCGAGCAGAUGUCAUUCACGAUCUACUAUCGACGCUUUACGGCAAGUUCGAAGCUAUCGCUGAGGGCCAUCGUGUGCUGCAUGAAGCGAUCAAGGCUUUGAUCCGCCGUGAAGGUGCUGGCAAUAACAGUGUACUGCUAGGCGGCUUCAAGGAGCUUUGGAAUCUCUACCAGAACGAGAUUCGGGCGCUCUUGCACAACUAUGUCACCACCGAUGCGGAUGUCUAUCAGUUUAGCCGGACACCCAGACCUGGUAUGGGCAUGAAUGGCAGGGCGGAUUCUGCCCGCGAGAACCUCUUCAAGUUCUCUGAGGUUGAUGCCAAGUCGGCAGAGAUGGCUUCGGAAUAUGAGGCCUUGGACUCCAUCAUCCGGGCCGCCGUACCAGGACUGACGGACAACACGCGCCGAGAUAACAAGAAGGGAUCUUUGAUUAUCCCGCGGUCUGAGCCAGUAACCUCGAGGAAGUCGGCAGGGUACGGUUCCGGAAGCAGCCAGCAGAACAGUGGCACUUACAAGUCCCUCGUAGAGCCCAGUGUGUUCAACAUGAGCCUACUUCUACCACCCACUCUCAUUUUCCUUCAGAGGUUGAAGAGCAUCGUGCCACCAGGGUCCGACCUGGCUACGAGCACGCUGACGUCGUUCCUUGACAACUUCCUCGUCAAUGUCUUCCAGCCUCAACUCGACGAGACCCUUGGAAAGCUCAGCGACACUGUCUUCGGUGAGGCAGAUGCCUUUCAGCAAGACUCGGACUGGGCCCAAGUCGCGAAGCGGCCAGUGUUCAAGGGAACAACUGCCUUCUUCACCGUCAUUACUGCCUUCUGCAGGAUGUUGGGCACCAUUCCCCAUGACCAAGCACUCAGCUCCCUCAUCAUCACCCAAAUGCUCCGUUACUACGACCGCUGCUUCAGCUGGUACAAGGCCCUGGUCACCAAGACACAAGAAGGAGAUAAACAGUCCAGGGACAACGAAAAGCUCCGGGCAUCUGCCGUCCUCGCGAUCGAGCCUAGUGAAGUCCGCGAGACGAUCCAGAGGCUGUGGAAGUCGGAGAACCUGGACGACCUGGAGCUGCUCUACCGUGAGGUCAACCAGCUGAUCGCGUGGGCUAACGGCCAGGACCUGGACGCGAGCGACAUCAUCCAGGACCGCGACACGGUCCAGUCGCUGUGUCUGCUCUACACCAGCAUGAAGUGGCUGUCGGUUAAGAUCCACGGUCUUCGUCACAUAACGCGUAACGAGACGGACUCAUCCAAGUCGAGCUUCCCGACCAAGGCGGAGAAGAAGCGCUGGACGCUGCUGAACGACCCGAGCAAGGCAACUGGCGAGGAAGGACCCGUCUAUCUGCCUAUGACGCAGGAGACCGUCGAAUCCUUUGACAGCAUCCUAACCUCCUACGACGAGCUCGCCUCGACCGCCCUCCUCACGCUGCACCUCGAAAUCCGCACUCGCAUCCUACACUCGCUCCAAACCGCACUCUCUCCCCUUACCACGGCGCCCUACCUACUUGACCAGGAAGUCAACGAGCCAGACCCGGAGAUCCUUAGCCUCAACUCGGAAAUGGUCGCCUACGACGAAGUGCUUGUCCGGUGCCUCCGUCUUCGCGAAGUCCGUUUCGUCAGGAACGGUCUCGGCAAGUUGAUCAACGGGUUCCUGAUCAAGAACGCGCCCAUGACGGCCCCAAUGAACGCCAAGGGGUGCGGGCGCAUGCAGCUCAACAUUCUCGUUCUUCAACAAAACCUCAAGAACAUCGAAGAGGGCGUCGACCUCGUGCGCGCCAGCAACUAUUUCGAGAUGUUUGAGCGCGGCAUCGAUGCCAUUCUCGAGAAAGCCAGGGAGGGCGUUGCCUCUUCCCAUCAAGACACCGCCACCGCCGGAGACAGCAGGAAGAGUGAAGACGCAGGUGAAGGAACGGAGACGCCCAACUCGCGGAAGUCGGCGGAGAUCUUUGGCGACGAUAAGGAUCGUUUCAGUUAUGAUGAGCUCAAGGCCCUCGUGGAGCUGUGCUAUAGCGAGCAGUUGGCCGACCCGGAGAGAGGUGUCGCGGCGGCGGCGAAGAGGCAGAUGACGGAUAAGUUGCUGAAUUUGAGCGAGUACAUGUGGCAGUCUUAG